Perognathus longimembris pacificus (Pacific pocket mouse) is the source of this 1594-nucleotide messenger RNA. It is a transcript of the gene Haus4, whose product is annotated as HAUS augmin like complex subunit 4. Gene Ontology annotation, molecular function: microtubule minus-end binding. NCBI's taxonomy places the organism in Eukaryota, Metazoa, Chordata, Mammalia, Rodentia, Heteromyidae. The coding region runs from base 236 to 1327 and encodes 363 amino acids. The transcript is spliced from 11 exons. Gene Ontology annotation, biological process: spindle assembly; centrosome cycle. Gene Ontology annotation, cellular component: HAUS complex. The record is from RefSeq and is a predicted model, not a curated record.
CGCCGGCCGCCCGCUCUCCCGGGCACGGCCGGUGCGUUUUCCGCCCGGCGUCGGGCCUUGCCGCGCGGUGCUCCCGGGCCUGGUCCCCCAGGCUCCGCGCCAGGCCCGCGUGAGCGGCUCCGGAGCCGGGGCGCGGCGGGGGCGGCCCCAGGAGUGCAGAAAGAGACUGCUUUUGGACAUCUUGGAACAAGUGGAAACCUUUAGGUGCUUGAGAUAAGAUUCCCAAGGAAAUAAAAUGGCAUCCGGAGAUUUCUGCUCCCCUGGAGAGGGGAUGGAAAUAUUACAACAAGUAUGCGGCAAACAGUUUCCUCCUUGUAACCUGAGUGAAGAAGACCUGUUACAGCACCCCUACUUCAGCAAGCUCCUGCUGAGUCUCUCCCAGCAUGUGGAUGAGAGCGGUUUAAGCCUCACCCUGGCAACGGAACAGGCUCAGGCAUGGAAGGAAGUUCGACUCCAUAAGACAGCAUGGUUGAGGUCUGAGAUUUUACAGCGAGUCAUUCAAGAGCUGCUUGUGGACUACUAUGUGAAGACACAGGGCACAAAUUUAACUUCGGAGGACAAAAAGUUUCAUGAGACCCUUGAACAACGGCUGCUUGUGACUGAAUUGACCCAGCUUUUGGGUCCCAGCCAGGAGAGAGAGACGCCUUCGCUGCUCGGGUUGGAGAAGGCAGAUCUGCUCGAGCUCAUGCCACCCUCCGAGGACUUUGCGUGGAUGAGAGCUCGGCUCCAGCUGGAAGUGGAAGAGCAGCUCAAGAGGAAAUGCUUCACUCUGCUGUGCUACCAUGAUCCCAGCUCAGAUGCUGACAGUGAAAACCUGAAGGCCGCAAAGGUGUGGAAACUGGCAGAGGCCCUGGCGGAUGAGAAGCAGCAGUGCCAGGACGCCAAGACCCAGCAGGAGGAGCAGCUGGUGCUGCUGGAGAAGAAGAGCGCCACCUACUCCCAGGUCCUUCUGCGCUGCCUGGCCUUGCUGCAGCGGCUUCUGCAGGAGCACCGGCUGAAGACGCAGUCCGAGCUCCACCGCACCAAUGCCCAGUACUUGGAAGUCAAGUGCAGCGCCAUGAUCCUCAAGAUGAGGAUGGAGGAGCUAAAGAUUCUGUCUGAUACUUACACUGCUGAGAAGGUGGAAGCUCACCGUCUCAUCAGAGACCGUUUAGAGGGAGCCAUUCGCUUACAAGAACAGGACAUGGAGAAGUCACAACAGGUCCUGAACACCUAUGAGGUCCUUGGGGAGGAAUUUGACAGGCUGGUAAAAGAGUACACCCAGCUCAAACAGGCAACGGAGAACAAGCGCUGGGCCCUCCAAGAAUUCAGCAGAGCCUACCGCUGAGCAGAGCGGAGCCGGGAUGCGUGGCUCCUGCAGUCACUGCUGCCUUCUCCGUGCGACGACCACCACACCGAGGCUGCCUCCACUACAACUCGGGGGAGAGCGCCUGCCUACAACACUGCUCUCACUUAGACGCCCGCUUGGUUUCUCUCCCUGGUUACAGUGACUGGAUCUCCUGGAAAUGUAGUUAUCAGCAUACUAUAGCUGUUUAUCCAUGUCAGUCCUGUAUUGUAUUUGAUUAUCUCCUAAAUAAAGUGAUGAUAUUAUGUC